Molecule: messenger RNA, 915 nt
Organism: Panicum virgatum (switchgrass)
Lineage: Eukaryota; Viridiplantae; Streptophyta; Magnoliopsida; Poales; Poaceae
Exons: 2
Coding region: 1-915 (304 amino acids)
Source: RefSeq, a predicted model, not a curated record
AUGUUGAAGGACAUUGGGAGGUUGGAACAGUUCAAGAAGCGUAUUCAACAGGCCAAGCAUGUCACCACUUUAAUAUACAGGCAUCCGAGAUUUCUCUAUGCAAUGCGCGAGAAGAUGGGUGUGAAGGAUCCGGUGGCACCUGCAACCACUCGAUAUUGCACAUUGUUUCUCACUUUGGAAAGGAUGUACAAGCAUAGAGAUGCAAUGAAGUGUCUAUUCACUAACGAGGAUUGGAGUAGGUCUAAGUUGUCAAGCACACAGGUAGGCAGGAAUGUGCGUGAGAUUGUGUUGUCUACCACAUUUUGGAAUGGAGUAGAAGAUUGCAUAAAAGCAUCAGAACCACUUCUUGCUCUGCUGAGGAUGGUUUAUGGGGCUGAGAGACCAGCAAUGCCAGAGGUUUUCGCAGGUCUCUAUCUUGCUAAGAAGAAAAUCAGCAACUCUUUUGCGAGCAAUCCAGGACUACUCAAGCAAGUGAUUGAUAUUGUUGAGCUGCGUUGGUCAGACCAAAUGGAGCAAAAGCUAUAUGGGGCUGCAUUAUUCCUGAAUCCAAACAAAUUUUUCGACAUUAAAGAAAAUGAUCCUGCUUAUGCUUCCAGUCUACGGUCGAUGUUUAAUGAUGUGAUUGAAAAAAUGGUUGUUGAUGAUGAUGAAUUGAUCACCAAGGUAAGUGGCCAAGCUAAUCAAUAUGAUAGCACUGAAACUAGCUUUGGGAAGAAAUUACCAACCCUGAGCCCAUAUGAUUGGUGGAGUGCUUAUGGUGGGUCUGCUAGAGAGCUCAAAAGUUUUGCUUGGCGUAUCGUUGGUCUUUAUUGCUCAGCAUCUGGCUAUGACCGUAAUUGGACUAUGUUUGACUGCGUAAGUAACCAACCAUUAACAGCAAAUAGGCAUAGCUGUCUUUGCCCGUUAGGAAGAUAA